Phytophthora infestans T30-4 is the source of this 348-nucleotide messenger RNA. RefSeq lists its product as uncharacterized. Bases 1 to 348 code for a protein of 115 amino acids. The record is from RefSeq and is a predicted model, not a curated record. The transcript is spliced from 2 exons. NCBI's taxonomy places the organism in Eukaryota, Oomycota, Peronosporomycetes, Peronosporales, Peronosporaceae.
AUGGAGACUAUAAUCCGAGGCGUAAAAGGUGCUGAUGCCCAAAAAGUGUGCAUUUGCAGCACGGCGAAGGAGAUGUGGGACACAUUGACUGCGGAGAAAUCCCAGCGAGACUUCUCGUAUGCAGUGCAUUUGAAGCGUGAGCUGUACACUCACUCGUACGCCCCGGGCCAAAAGAUGGCGGAAUACAUCCAAGAGAUGAACAUGUUGCGGCAGCGUUUGCAGCACAUGGGGCCCAGCUUCGUGAUAGACGAUACGUCGAUGUCUCAGUUGAUGCUGAUGGGAGUGUGUGCAGUGCAUCGCGAGAUAGUGACCCACAAAGUGAAAAACGCACUGCUUUCGCGCGAUUAA